AUGGUCCGUAACAUCCACAUCGCGGUCCUUGAUGUCGACAUUCCAGCGCGUAGACUGUACGAGGCUCGCGGUCUCUGCAGCGCGCAUUUCCGCGAUAUCCUUCGCGAAACGGCCUCGCACUUGAACGAGACCACCACUGUUGAUAAUCCGAUUCAUAUUACCGUCACCCCCUAUGACAUUCGCGGAGGUCAUUAUCCCGACUUCCACCUGCUGCGCGGCAGUCCGACUCAGGAGCACCUGCCCGUGUCCAACCCAAUUGAUGCAAUCUUGAUCACCGGAGGGUCUCCGGGCGUUUAUGAAAUGCCUCACUCGCCAUGGAUGCAGAUUCUGGAGAAGUUCAUCCAGACCGUUUACAGAGGCCACCCCGAUGUACGCAUCAUGGGUACCUGCUUCGGUCACCAGCUUAUUUCUCACGCGCUGGUUCGCGUGCCCGAGGACCCGGUCCGCGACGUCUAUGUUGAGAAAUGCCCGCUUGGUCGCGAGGUCGGUAUCUACACCGUGCAGCUUGAGAAGGAUUUCCUUCAGCACUUCCCUUCGGCUCUCGGCCAUCUUCCUCAGGGCCAGCUCCGUAUUCAGAUGUUCCACGGCGAUCGUGUGAUGGCCGUGGAGAAGGGAACUGCCGUGACUCUUAGCGAGUCGCCUCCUGUUUCCCUUCCUGCUCCUUGGAUCAAUAUUGGAAGUACGCCUAUCUGCCCGAUUCAAGGGCUUUACAAUCCCGGAAGGGUGCUGUCUGUCCAGGGACACUAUGAGAUGGAUGCCUUUGGUAUGCAGAAGAUGUGCGUGGAGAAUGCGCCCGUUAUGGGGUGGAAGGAGUCGAAGCUGGCUCUGUUCUUGGAGCAGGUUGGUCCCGAUAUGAAGGAGAGACAGGACGAUGCCAAGUCAUUUGCUACUGCCGUCCUCUCCUUCCUGGCUGAUCUUGAGGUAUGA
Penicillium cinerascens is the source of this 927-nucleotide messenger RNA. RefSeq names its product type 1 glutamine amidotransferase. The coding region runs from base 1 to 927 and encodes 308 amino acids. The transcript has a single exon. The record is from RefSeq and is a predicted model, not a curated record. Lineage: Eukaryota; Fungi; Ascomycota; Eurotiomycetes; Eurotiales; Aspergillaceae. Gene Ontology annotation, cellular component: cytosol; nucleus.